GGUAACCAAAAUGAAGCCUACCCUGAAGCUACCAUCUGGCUGCGAUGCUAGCCUCGGACAAGUAGCCUAAACAAUGUCCUGUUCUUUGAAGAUUGCAGGCGAGACAAUUGCACCUUGGUUACUUGUAAAUUCUAUGCUUCAACUGCAAGGUAUCUAUUAACUAGACAUUCGAGACCAAGAGCGCUUCACUGCCUCCUCGUAACUUGUCGCUUUGACCUGGCUCAUGACGCGACAAAAGAGCAUGCUUCACCCGUCCUAGCCCUCCUCGCGACCUCAUCCAAAUAAACAUGGCUACACCCGCGCAGUCUCGACCUGCCUCGCCGACACCGUCCCAGUUGCCUCCCGUACCAGGCUCGCCAGUCUAUUCAGUCGCCUCCACUGCGAAUCCGCUGUCAUCCUUCAACCUACCGCUGCCGCCACCCCCUCGCCCUUCGUACCCGGUGCUCACCACGGCAGACCUCGAGCGCUCGCAGGAUGCCUACGCUGAGCUUGUCGCGUCCGCGAAAGCGUACCGCCUCGCGCUCGCCACAUUAUCCACCGCCGCGUCCACAUUUGGAUCUACGCUCGAAGCAUGCGCGCGGUUGAAGGAGGCUAGGGCCGAGCCCGUGGGGCCCUCUGGGAUGGCGAGCAUGUCUGCGAGCUUUACGACCAAGGGGGCCUGCACAGCCGACACGCUCAUGUCUGCCUCGGGCGUGCAGCACCUCAUCGCGAAUCACCAGCAGAUCCUGUCCGAGACCGUGUAUCGCUCCUUUGAGGUACCCUUGCUGGACGACCUGGACCGAUGGCAGAGGGUGGUGGACGACGAGAAGGAGACGUACCAGCAGAGGAUGAAGACACAGAGCAAGGAGAUUAAGCGCCUCGAGAAGGAAGGGUUGAAGCUGCACAAGCAGAAAAGACGGGACGUUGCGCGGUUCAGGUCGCAUCUGGUGGAGUUGACGAAUAAGCUCGACGGGCUCACGACAUUGCACGCCGAUCACGCGCGGACACUGCUCAGAGAGAGCCAGGACACGAGCGGGAGGAUAGUGGACGCCAGCUGCAGUCUCGUGCGAGCCGAGGUGGACAUCUUUGAGAGCCUGGCGCGAAAGGGCUGGAGUGGUGGUGGCCUAGACGACAUCCUCGAGAAGGGCCAGGAUCUCUUUGCGCAGGAAGAUGUGCACAGUGCGCACGUCACGGGGGCCAUUUCGGGCGCUGAAUCGUCCAAGUUGUUCUCCAUCUUGCCGCCCAAGAGUAUCCUGGCGGACACGUCGUCGGAGAAUUCCCGGGGCGUGGGACACGCGAGGAACGACAGUUUGGGCAUGGACUCGACGGAUCGCUACCAGGGCCUGAGCGCGGUGGCGGAGUCGCAUGCGGCAGCUGGCGAUGCCGAUAGUGUCAUGUCCGCCGAGUUCAGCAAGCCAAGGGGUGCCCGCCCAUUCUCGCCGCAGCCGAUUCGACGGAUCCCUACCGAUGUGACAUUUGAGUCGAUCAUGGCUGGGAGCCCGAGCAAGGAAGACACCAAGAGGCUAGUGCAUGUAGACGGUGAGAUCCCUGAAGAAGACGAGGGCGAGGAGGAGCAGAGCAGGAGGCAUGACGAUCAUCAAGCUGAGGAUGGUGAACGCAAAGAGACGGAUGCGAGCGACACGCCAGAACCACCAAGAGGGCGAAGAUCACCAGACUUCAUCACGGACGAGAGUUCACCAGACUCAUCCCGAUGAGAAGGAUGCUCAAAUACAGUGUCUUGAUCAGUUUGCAUACUAGCGUUUCAUUUCCCCGGUACAACAACCGUGCCAGGUGGUGGCAUAAUUCGUGUACCGAUAUUCA
Molecule: messenger RNA, 1800 nt
Organism: Emericellopsis atlantica
Lineage: Eukaryota; Fungi; Ascomycota; Sordariomycetes; Hypocreales; Bionectriaceae
Exons: 2
Coding region: 288-1694 (468 amino acids)
Biological process (GO): vacuole fusion, non-autophagic
Cellular component (GO): fungal-type vacuole membrane
Molecular function (GO): phospholipid binding
Source: RefSeq, a predicted model, not a curated record